Eremothecium sinecaudum is the source of this 2853-nucleotide messenger RNA. RefSeq names its product Sxm1p (gene SXM1). Gene Ontology annotation, biological process: protein import into nucleus. The record is from RefSeq and is a predicted model, not a curated record. The transcript has a single exon. Gene Ontology annotation, molecular function: small GTPase binding. Gene Ontology annotation, cellular component: cytosol; nuclear envelope. Bases 1 to 2853 code for a protein of 950 amino acids. NCBI's taxonomy places the organism in Eukaryota, Fungi, Ascomycota, Saccharomycetes, Saccharomycetales, Saccharomycetaceae.
AUGCUUAGCGAACAAGCUAUUUUGCAGGCUUUUGAACGGACGAUGGCGUCCGAUGCAGUUGUCAUUAAAGAAGCGGAACAAGAAUUAUUUGCUAUGCAAAGAGAGCCGGGUUUCACAACUUUCUUACUAAAGGUUGCCAAGAAUGAACAAAUUCCUAUGAACAUUCGUUUAUGUUGUUCAAUAUAUCUCAAAAAUAAGAUCCAGAGGUCAUGGAAUUCUAAAAAGGAUGAUCGUAUUCCUGAGCAGGAAGAAGGGAUUAUUAAGGAACAAUUGGUGGAAGCUUUAGUUCAGCAUAGUGAAAGUACGCAUAUUAGGUCUCAUCUUACGGAAUGUAUACGCGCGAUUCUCUCCAACAAUGAAAAGUGGGACUUGGCGGAUGUAGUUCUUAAUAUGAUGAGGUCACAGAAGUCAGAAUACUUGUAUCCUGCAUUGUUACUUGUGUUUGAAGUGACCAUCAAGCAUCGUUAUGUGAUGUCUGAGAGCAGGCAAUACAUAGACAGUUUUAUUGAGAAGGUAUUUCCGGCUGUUGAGGAGGUGGCGUCUCAAUUGGUGAAUAACGACGACUAUAGGUCGAAUGAAUUGUUGUAUUUGAUUUUGAAGUCCUUUAAGUAUGCAUGUUUGAACAACUUUCCGCAAUACUUUAACAACGUUGAGAAGCUAAAUUCUUGGAUCCAGUUGCAUUUAUUUUUGUGUUCGAGACCGUUGACGAAGGAGAGCCUUGAGCUAGACCCAGGCGACAGAUCCUUGGACAAGAGAGUCAAGGUUAAUAAGUGGGCUUUUGGUAAUUUGCACAAAUUCGUGUACAAGUACACUAGAAUUACUAAGUUUAUUAGUAAUGACUUUGUCCAAUAUGUGUUCCAUAAUAUUGUGCCUACGAUAUUGAAUGAGUACUUUAAGGUGAUAGAACUAUGGGGUGGUAACUCACUUUGGUUAAGUGACAGUUCGUUGUACUAUUUAAUUCAGUUCUUGGAGAAGUGUGUUAAAACUGAAGAGCUAUGGCCUUUAAUCCAACCGCACUUGGAAGUUAUUAUUAAGCAUGUUAUCUUCCCCUGUUUGUCUGCAUCAGCGGAAUCUGUUGAACUACUAGAAACUGAUCCUGAAGAAUUUACAAGACGUUACUUUGACAUGAACAAAGAAGGUUCUACAGCAGACGUAGCGUCUAGUGAAUUCGUUUUUGUAAUUGGUCACUCUAGAUUUUCCGAAGUGAACAAGAUAUUGCCCCUUAUUCAUGACGUAUUUACUGAAUUCGCUACAAAGGGCGACUUAGAGUCUGCAUACAAAGAAGAAGGAGCUUUGAGAUUAUUCUCUAACUUGUCAUCCUUUUUAGCAGAGGAUGAGUCUCCUGUUCGCGAUAAAUUGGAGCCAAUUUUUGAACAUUUUAUCACUCCUUUAUUCAGUAAUGACAAGUAUCCAUUUUUGGUAGCUAGGGCUUUGGAAACGGUUGCAAUUUACCAACAAGAAUUUCAAAAUCUUGAAAUUUUAUCGAAGAUUUAUGAGAUGACGUACUUAAAUUUGAUGAGAAGUGACAUUCUUCCUGUACAAGUGGAAGCAGCGGAUGCUUUAAAGACUUUGGUUAUGUCUAAUGUGUCCAUGCAUAAACACAUCGCGCCUCAAGUUCCAGGUAUCAUGGAGAAGCUACUAAAGUUAUCCAAGGAAUUUGAAAUUGAUACUUUGUCAGAAAUAAUGGAAGCUCUUGUAGAAAGAUUUGCUGACGAGUUAACGCCUUUUGCCAACGAAUUGGCAGCUACGCUUGCGGAACAGUUCCUAAGGUUAGGUCAAUCACUAGUAGAAAACACCAGUGGUCAUUAUUCAACACAAGAUCAAGACCAAGAAACUCAGGCGAGUGCCAUGCUACAAACGAUGACCAUGAUGGUAAUGUCUAUGAAUAAAGUUUGUUUGGUUGACAAGUUUGCUCCAGUUGUGAAAUUUAUUAUUGUGAAUGCACAGAUAUCAUUUUUGACCGAAAUGGUUGAUCUAAUAGAUUCCUUGGCAUUGUCAGCUAAGACAAUGUACAAUGCUUUCACUCCAGUUAUUUGGGAAUUGUUCCAUGAUGUUUUGGAUUCCUUCCAAACAUAUGCAUUAGAAUACUUUGAAGCUUACCAAGUGUUUUUUGAAACCGUUGUGACAAAUGGGUUCCCACAGGACCAGACUUUCGUCCAACCCUUCUUCCAGAUAGUCAACCAAGUGUUGGAUUCUGAAGACGAUUUUGAUAUCGAAAGUGCAUUCAACGUCAUGGUUGCGUACGCCCUCGCAAUGAAGGAAAUUCCACUCUUUGAUAAAGCAUUCCAGGUAGCACAAAAUCAAGAGUUGGAGCUUGAUGACGCAGCAGUGGUUAGGUUGUUCUUGGCAGGUCUAUACGCUAAGCCACUAGAAACCUUACAACUAGCUGAACAGCAAGGUAUAACACUGGGACUAAUGAAGAAAUGGCUUGACUGCAAAUUCUACAGCGUAUACACGACCAAAUUGCAAAUGAUGGCCUUAAUGUCGUUGUUCAAACUUCCGCAGCUACCAAGCUGCGUCAGCGGCUUUGUAGGCCAACUAAGCACGCGGCUUGUGAAGCUAGCUGAAUACCUACCUGAAGCAAUCCGCAAGAGGGACUGCAUAGCUAAGGGAGAGCUCGGUGUUGAAUCUUCUGAUGACGCUGGCGCCGGCGAAUUCUUCGACGAGCUGGAGGACGAUUUCAAAGAGAGUUGCUUGGACAACAUCAACUGUUUCCAUGAACUUGAUAGUUUUUACACUGCUCUACAGCAGCAUGAUCAAGACAAGUAUCAUCUUCUUGUUAACUCAUUGGAUCCAGAUACCCGCGAAUCUUUUAGAGUGAUAAUGGAAUUCAUUGCGCAAACGCAAAUGUAA